Messenger RNA from Siniperca chuatsi (mandarin fish), 1950 nucleotides. RefSeq names its product egl-9 family hypoxia-inducible factor 3 (gene egln3). Lineage: Eukaryota; Metazoa; Chordata; Actinopteri; Centrarchiformes; Sinipercidae. Gene Ontology annotation, biological process: peptidyl-proline hydroxylation to 4-hydroxy-L-proline; cellular response to hypoxia. The record is from RefSeq and is a predicted model, not a curated record. The coding region runs from base 269 to 994 and encodes 241 amino acids. Gene Ontology annotation, cellular component: nucleus; cytoplasm. Gene Ontology annotation, molecular function: L-ascorbic acid binding; peptidyl-proline 4-dioxygenase activity; ferrous iron binding. The transcript has 5 exons.
ACCGGAAGUAGUGUGUUUGCACAAGUGCUGCCUUGACGGUGCUGCAGCCUUAAUAAGAGCAAGGUGGUAACGUGAGCUCAGACACGCAGGAUCAGCUCUCCGGUAAACUCCUCAUCUUCUCUUUUUUUUUUACUGUUGGAGUUCAGCUGUCAGUCAAACAUCACAUGACAAAGAGUGCAAAGUACUUAAUCUCGGCCUACCUGUCCUAUAAAAGCACAUUAUUCUGCUCUCUAAGAACUUUGAGCCCGUGACUCUCGGUGUCGGUAAAAUGCCUGUUAUCGAGCACGUAUCGGACUCGGACCUGGAGCGUUUGGCGUUGGAGCGGGUCGUCCCGGCCCUGCAGGCUCACGGCUUCUGCUAUGUGGACGGUCUCCUCGGGGAGUUGGCCGGGGACGUCGUGCUGGAUCAGGUGAAGGAGAUGCACCGCUCCGGAGCGCUGCAGGACGGCCGGCUGGCCGGUUCCGUCCCGGGCGUCCACCGGAGGAGCAUCCGCGGGGAUAAGAUCGCCUGGGUGAGCGGGUCGGAGCGCGGCUGCGAGGCCAUCAGCUUCCUGCUCAACCUGAUCGAUAAGCUGAUCUCCGUGUGCGCCAGCCGGCUCGGGAGCAAGAAGAUCCAGGAGAGAUCCAAGGCCAUGGUGGCGUGUUACCCGGGAAACGGGGCAGGUUAUGUCAAACACGUGGACAACCCAAACAGCGACGGACGCUGCAUCACCUGCAUCUACUACCUCAACAAGAACUGGAAUGCCAAGGAGCACGGCGGCAUCCUCAGGAUCUUUCCGGUGGGGAAAUCCUACGUGGCCGACAUCAAGCCGCUGUUCGACAGGCUGCUCCUCUUCUGGUCCGACCGCAGGAACCCACAUGAGGUGCAGCCCUCCUACUCCACCAGGUACGCCAUCACAGUUUGGUAUUUCGACUCUGAGGAGAGAGCCGAGGCUAAGAGACGCUUCAGAGAAGUGACAGCUUUGACGCUGCAGCAGGGCAGCAGCUCCAGCUGAUGAGGACGUCACCUGGUGUUGGACCCCGGUGUGCAGGAGAGGACAGCAGGAUUCCUCCCGACUCUGAAGGGGUUUUAACUCUUCAAUUUGCAUUCCCUCAUCGCGCUGGUCUGCGAGUGCUGCUGUAACCUGAAGCUGCUCUGGACUUCCUGCUUUACAUGACGUUUGUGCAAUACUCUCUGCUGAGAGCCGAGCUAACAGCGGACUGAACCUUAAAGCUUCGCCUUCAGCAUGCUUCAAUCUAGAGGACAGAUGAGAAAAAAAAGUCUUACAGACAGGAUGCUUAUAAAUACUUUGGAGUAAGAUGAAGACACAGGAGUGUUGUGUGUUUAAUCAUGGAGGAACAUUAUUGUUUACUAGUAAAAGAUGUCUAAAUGAGCCGGGACUCAUAACAUCGAGAUUUUGUGGAAAAUACUAAGCGAGAGAGGUGAAGUCAGAUCAGCAGUAGGUAUCAAACUCCUGUUCUGUGUCCAUCGAUACAUUUCAGUGAAAGAAAAGCUCUAUUUUGUAAAUUCAUCUAAUACUGGAAAGUUCAGAGCCCUCAAGGUAUUUUUACAACUGGUGAGCACCCAAGAUUAAAACUCACCGAUCGGGGCCGCUGUAACAAACAUGAAAUGUUGAAUUAUAUUCUCACUGAACUAAAAGCUCUCUAGUUUAUGCUAGCAACUUUUUAAAGUGUACAGCUUUUUACUAUAAUUAGCACCAAAUCGUUCUUUUGAGGAUGUUUCACAGGAAACUGACAAGAAUUCUUAACCUGACGUCCACUUUUUAACUUUUGUGAAACUUUCAACUCCAUCUGCUGAGGAAGACUGAGGUCGAACGUUCCAAAAAUGUACAUUUUGUUUUUGUCAAAUUACUGUUUAAGGUCAAGAAUGAACUAUUAGGCCCAAUUCUGUGAAAUGUAUUAAUUACAGAUGCAUAAAAUAAAGUGUUACCAAAAGGUUUUGUCACUCUGA